Messenger RNA from Brassica oleracea var. oleracea, 1011 nucleotides. RefSeq lists its product as uncharacterized. The record is from RefSeq and is a predicted model, not a curated record. The transcript is spliced from 5 exons. Bases 1 to 1011 code for a protein of 336 amino acids. NCBI's taxonomy places the organism in Eukaryota, Viridiplantae, Streptophyta, Magnoliopsida, Brassicales, Brassicaceae.
AUGGCAUCUGAGAAAUUUGGUCCUCAUCUCCCGACGAUCAUCGAGGCAAAACAUAUCGAGAACCUAUACGAACUCUGGGGAAUCGAUUAUGCCGUCGAGAUCGAAGCACCCGAAGAUGGUGAAACUCUGGAGACUGUGAGACCGGGGUAUUGUGGGGCCUACACGUCGCAUUUCCAAGACGGAGGUUUGUCAUUUCCGCUUCCUCGCUUCCUUCUCGAGGCGCUUGCGGAGCUUGGGAUGGAUUUUGCCCAGAUGGCACCUAAUUUAUGGCGCUAUUUUUUGGCUUCGAGGAUCCGAGCUAGGGAGGAGGGUCUCAAGUCUGGUCUCCAGGAAUUGAAGCAACUGUUUUCUAUUAAGCGGAACAAUGACUUUCCUAGAAAAAUGAUUCUUGCUCCUCGGCCCGACCGUUCUAUUAUAGACGAACUCUUUGGUCCUGCGCCUAUGACUCCCGAGCUUCGCGGACUGAUUUCCACUCUGCGGCGAGGUAGCCCUCGAUGGCUCUCAUUUACCGUAGAUCAAAUUCGAGCUGCUUACGCUCUUCCCCCAGGAGAAAACUGUGCUACUCCUGUUGGUCCGGCGGUCCCUGUUCGACCAGAAAAAGGUCGUCGUAGCGAGAGGGCGAGGGAGAAGGAGGCGCUACCCGAUCGUUCUGACGAGUCUUCCAAAGUUGGGUCAUUAGAACGAGCUCAAAAAGCCCGACAUGGACCGACCCUUAGGUCGAGAUCGCAGGCUCAAUCUCUUGGUCUUUUGGCUACGCUGGUGUCGAUCGCCGUUCCCGUAGGUGGGGCUCGAAGGGCGCCAGACGCUUCAGCCGGUUCUGCCGGUGAUCGAGCUCUUGAUGACAACGUUGCUUCAUCGACUCACCGACGCCGACUUCAAGCUCUAGAAGAGAUCAAUUCUAUCAGAGAGAAGGGAUGCGAGCUUCCUUCUCUGGAUGACAUGCGUGAGCGUGAUGCUUACGUGCGGAUGGCAGUCGCGAAUGCUAAGGCUAUGGAAGCGAGCAAUGAAUAA